AUGGAUGAACCCCCACCUCCGAACCCCAACAAGGAUCCAGCUCUCCUCUUCGAGGGCAAUUUGUGCAAGUGCUUCUCAUCCAAAACCCUAUCUACUCGUCUGAUAUGUCCCUGUUACUUUCUUUCUCAGAUUUGCACCUUAAAAAGUUACUGAACUAAUCUUUUCUAUACAGGAUCUUUGAUAUUUAGAUCUGUUUUCUUUUUCCUGAUUGUAGCCCAGAGAUCAAGAAGAUGAGAUCUAUGAAUCUUAUGGAUUCAUGUGUUCAAACUUGCUCAAUCUUCUACCGUCCAUACCCAUAUAAAUCCUUCAACUUCAUUGGCCUUAUCUACAAUCCUGCAAUCAAAAAUCCCAAAUUCGAAAAGAAAUCGCUCAAACAAAAGAGGCCCAUUUCUUCAUUCACUGCAUCAGCCAUCAUCACCAAAGAAGAAGAAACAAUUGAGACCCAGAAGGAGCAACCCACCUUCAAUUUCAAGGAAUAUAUGAUUGAAAAGGCCGAUUAUGUGAACAAGGCAUUGGAUGAAGCAGUUUCGGUAAAGAACCCGCCAGAGAUCCACGAAGCAAUGCGGUAUUCUUUGUUGGCAGGUGGCAAGAGGGUGCGCCCGAUGUUAUGUAUCGCCGCCUGUGAGCUGGUGGGAGGCCACAAGUCCGCCGCCAUACCUGCUGCCUGCGCGGUGGAAAUGAUCCAUACUAUGUCACUUAUUCACGAUGAUUUGCCCUGUAUGGAUAACGAUGAUCUUCGCCGUGGAAAGCCAACUAACCAUAAGGUAUUCGGCGAGGAUGUGGCAGUUCUUGCAGGCGAUUCCUUAUUGGCUUUCGCCUUCGAAUUUAUGGUCACUGCCGUCAAUAGGGUCCCACCAAAUCGGGUUCUGGCUGCCGUGGGAGAGUUGGCCAAGGCCAUUGGCACCGAAGGACUGGUGGCAGGGCAAGUUGUGGAUUUAAGCUGUACUGGUAACAAUACAAAUGUUGGAUUGCCUCAAUUAGAAUUCAUUCACAUUCACAAAACUGCUGCUUUAUUAGAAGCAUCAGUUGUUUUGGGGGCAAUUCUUGGGGGUGGAACUGAUGAUCAAGUUGAAAAAUUAAGAAUAUUUGCAAGGAAAAUUGGAUUGUUGUUCCAAGUUGUCGAUGAUAUAUUGGAUGUGACGAAAUCCUCAGAAGAAUUGGGAAAAACUGCAGGAAAAGAUUUGGUGGCCGAUAAGGCAACUUAUCCCAAAUUGUUGGGAUUGGAUCAGGCUAGGGAAUUUGCUGAGAAAUUGAAUGAGGAGGCUAAAGAACAAUUAGCUGAGUUUGAUUCGGACAAGGUGGCUCCAUUGAUUGCUUUGGCUGAUUACAUUGCUUAUAGGCAGAACUAGAAUGAUGCUAAUAAUUCUUGAACUUUCUUGUUUGUUUGUUGUAACAAUAUCCUGAAUCCGAGUUUACAGAGAAUACAGUUUAGUGUUUUGUAACGGUUCAGUGUUCUGUAACAAUUCUUGGAUUUUAGGUGAUGUGCUUGUGUAUAAGGAGGAAUAGCAUUUCAAUUUUUUGGGACAAUGAGCAACAAAACUGCAUUUGCUGUGCAGAUUUUGUGCAAUUUAUAAACUGGGGUUUCGAAAUUUUUAUUUUUUUGUUUGCUCGUUGUAACACUUUACCGAAAUUCAAGUAUAAGAUGGAAUAGCAUUGCAUUGCUCUUUA
Messenger RNA from Olea europaea var. sylvestris, 1668 nucleotides. RefSeq names its product geranylgeranyl pyrophosphate synthase, chloroplastic-like. Gene Ontology annotation, molecular function: geranylgeranyl diphosphate synthase activity. The coding region runs from base 231 to 1349 and encodes 372 amino acids. The transcript has a single exon. Gene Ontology annotation, biological process: isoprenoid biosynthetic process. The record is from RefSeq and is a predicted model, not a curated record. NCBI's taxonomy places the organism in Eukaryota, Viridiplantae, Streptophyta, Magnoliopsida, Lamiales, Oleaceae.